AAUGUAGGAAGGGAGCCCAGAGCUGUGCCAAACCCCCACGGGGGUGUCCGACUCAUCCUGCUUUGCCGGCACCUCCACCGGGAAUAAAGCCACUCGCCCUGCUGCUGGGAAGGCAGAGGUGCUGCGUGCUUGGCAAGUUUUCUAAGUUUGGCUCCCAUCGCUGCAUCCCUGUGGCUCAGCAUCGCUCCCGGCAGGAUGGGGACCAUGGUGCUGGCACUGUGCCUGCUGACUGUGGCUCUCCCAUGCCUGGCCACCGCCGCACUGCGUGUCGGUGCCUUCAACAUCCAGGCAUUCGGUGACACCAAGAUGUCCAACGAGGGAGUGGCAGGCAUCAUUAUCAGCAUCCUGCACCGCUAUGACAUGGUGCUGGUGCAGGAGGUGCGUGAUGCUGACCUCAGCGCCGUCACCCAGCUCAUGGAGCAGCUCAACAGUGUGUCCACAUCCCCGUAUGACUAUGAGAUCAGCGGCCCCCUGGGACGGGAGAACUACAAGGAGAGGUACCUCUUCAUCUACAGGACAGACGUCGUGUCCGUGGUGGACACCUAUCAAUACGAGGACCCCCAGGAUGUCUUCAGCCGGGAGCCGUUCAUCUUAAGGGUCUCAGUGCCCAGCACCAAGGUGGAGGAGUUUGUGCUGGUGCCGCUGCAUUCAGCCCCACGUGAUGCUGUCACCGAGAUCGAUGCACUCUACGAUGUCUACUUGGCCAUUGUCAGCAAGUGGGGGACUGAUAACAUCAUGUUCCUGGGGGACUUCAAUGCCGACUGCUCCUACGUCCAGCCCAGUGACUGGUCAAAAGUCCGCCUGCGCACCAGCGAUGUCUUCAAGUGGCUGCUCCCCGAUGGCACUGACACCACCGUGGGGAGGUCAGACUGUGCCUACGACAGGAUCGUGGUAUGCGGUGCCAAGCUGAAGAGAAGCAUCGUGCCGAAUUCAGCUGCUGUCUACAAUUUCCAGCGUGCUCUCCAGCUGGAGCAGGAGGAGGCCCUGGCAGUCAGCGACCACUACCCAGUUGAGGUGAAGCUGACAGCUUGAGCUCCUCCUGCAGCCACAGACCAUGAUCCAGCUCCAGCCUCUACCACCAAGCCCCGUGAAGUGCUCCAGGCAGCCCCAUCCACCAGCCCAGCGUCCGGUCUGCUCCAAGAAGGGUCACAGCUGGCCACCAGCCAUGCCCAGGCCCCCCCAGCCCACCAGGACCUGAAGCCCAGGGACAGGCCACCAGCCAGGAAGCAGUGACCACAGCCAUGCUGAGGAAUGACACAUCCACGUCUUACAUAAUCAAGAAUUUAUUGAGAAAUCUCAUUUCACAAUUAGCUGUUGGACAGGAGGGAGGAUAUCCAAGGACCGGAGGGCUUAGGCCGCAGCAGCAUCAAGAUGCUCUCCCUGUCCAUUCCUCGGGCAGCGAGCAGGCAGCUCUCCCCGCUCCCAGGAAGGCAGCAGUGGUGUCAGGCACUCUGUGGGGACUAAGGGGAAGGGGCGCUUGAGGUGGCCACAGGAGAAGGCAGCACAUCACCAAUUGCUGACACUGCAGACAGCUUCACUGUGAAAGCAUACAGCUGCUGCAGCGUUUUGGAGGGUCACUUGAGCUCCUUGGACCAGGCCCUGGAGGGCUGGCUCCUCAGCCACUCUUCUUCCUCAGCAUCUCCAUGUACAUGCGAAGUGACUUCUGGAUGGACUCUUUUGAGGUGAAGCUGAUGAAGUGCUGAAUGUCUUCCUCCCGGUGAGAUAUCAGGCGGUCCAGCACCGUCUUCCUCAUCAUGGACUUGGUGAUCUGACGGGCAUGGUCUGCGGAAAGGAGAGUGAGGAUGGGAACAUGCGUGGUCCUCACCCCUGACCAGCUCUCAGCCACUGCCACCAUAUGCAGGUGCUACCGAAAAGGAGGUGCCACACACCAAAGGGCUCUUUAGACCAGCAGGGAAAGGUGUCAGAAAACCCCAUCAGCUGGAAGCUGAAGUGGAUAAAUUAAUGUGCAAUAAAUUGUGAUCUGUA
Messenger RNA from Columba livia (rock pigeon), 1986 nucleotides. RefSeq names its product deoxyribonuclease-1-like 2. The coding region runs from base 196 to 1032 and encodes 278 amino acids. NCBI's taxonomy places the organism in Eukaryota, Metazoa, Chordata, Aves, Columbiformes, Columbidae. The transcript has 9 exons. Gene Ontology annotation, cellular component: nucleus. Gene Ontology annotation, molecular function: DNA binding; deoxyribonuclease I activity. Gene Ontology annotation, biological process: DNA catabolic process. The record is from RefSeq and is a predicted model, not a curated record.